Cucurbita pepo subsp. pepo (vegetable marrow) is the source of this 1696-nucleotide messenger RNA. RefSeq names its product dihydroorotate dehydrogenase (DUF3598). Lineage: Eukaryota; Viridiplantae; Streptophyta; Magnoliopsida; Cucurbitales; Cucurbitaceae. The record is from RefSeq and is a predicted model, not a curated record.
CAGCUGCCUUAGCCUUUUCUUUACCGUCUCCUCUCCUCUCCAUCUGCUUUGCUUUGCUUUCCUUCCGAAUCCAAGAACAGAACCAUGCAAUCGCCCUCUCUACGUUUCUACCACAACAUCGCUCCUACCAAACCCCACAUCUCCCAUCACUUCGCAGGACUUCACUUCACUUCCAUUCCCACUAAAUCCGUCCUUCCCUCUUCUCUCUUCUACUCCAAUUUUCGUUCCAGUAAGAAGGCCAUCCCAAUUCAGUCCCACAGCAAGCCCCACAACCGCAAUUCAAAACCUAAAGGCAAACAUGGAACUAUCAGAGUCAAGGGUAACAAGGAAAACGUAUGGAGCGUGGAUAAUGAACUCGCCAAGGCCCAAAAAGAGAAGGAUAGAGCAACCAGGAGGAACCCGAAAGGUAGAUGGGUCACUAAGAGGAAGAGAAAUAAAGGUGGCAGAAUUCUGGUUUCUGGUGCUAUGCUAAUGGAGGUCGAAACCGUUCUCCAGACUCAGGAACCUGUAAUUAAGCCAAUAUGGAAUACGUUUGUUAGCAGUGUAAGUGGGAUAUGGAAAGGGGUGGGCGCCGUAUUUUCUCCGAUCACUGCAGAAAUGGAGCCGAUUGAAAUUGGAAACAACAAUGAAAACCUAUAUGAUUGCUAUACUCUUUCUUGUGUUGAGGAAGAUCGGUCUUUAUCUGGAGGACAGACAACUCAAAUUAAAAGGAGAGUAAAUUGGGUGACCUUAAAUCCUUACGGGGAAGCACUCCUGAACUGCGGAGAUGUUUCCUCAACCUCGGAAACAAUUCUAGGCGGAAGCCUUAAAAAUUACCGUCUGCCAAAAUUUGAGUCUUUUAAUUUCGAUAAAAGUGACGUGCUGGAAGCAGAUGUGAUGGGGAAUGAGCCCGGCCUUGUCUUCUUUGAGGAUGGAUCUUAUUCUCGUGGUCCUGUUAACAUUCCAGUGGGUGAAGUUGAUGAUACCAGUUAUUACAUAAAUCCAACUUUCAAGUUCGAACAGUGUUUAGUAAAAGGUUGCCAUAAAAGGCUCCGUGUCGUCCAUACCAUUGAAUUUAGUGGUGGCGGAUCCAACAUACAGAUACUAAGAGUUGCUGUGUAUGAAGAACAAUGGAUCAGCCCUGCAAAUAUGCCUGACAUAAGUGAUCUAGAGUUUGAUUUGAAGCCAUUUUCUCAACGAAAGCGAACCCAACCAUCAGAACUUACUGGGUCCUGGAAGGUGUUCGAAGUAAGUGGGACUCCAAUUUUUGGUGAGGAGACAGUGGAGGAGAGCGAUGCCACCCCAUACGUGUAUCUCUGCACAGAAACCUUAAAGAAAAGGAGCUUACCAGGAAACCUAGUAUACUUUGGGGAGGAAGAACUCAUAGACAUGCAGGAUGCUACCAUGCUGUGGCUUCCAGGUGGUGUCACUGGUUAUGUCGAUGUGAAAAAUGAUGGCAUCCUCUGUGUUGGAGUCGGUUGGUACUCAGAUGAGGGAAUCAACCUUGUUAUUGAGAGGGAUUAUGGAUUGGAUGGGGAGCUCAAGGAAGUAAGGUGGAAAUCUGAAGUGAAGAGACGAUGGUCUGACCCAGUACCCGUUUGAAUUACCUUGAUUUUUUUUGUUUUUUUUUGGUGAAGGCUCGUACGUCUCCCUUUCAAGAAUUCAGGUGUAUAUGAAUAAAACAAAAGCUAAAUGCAUGCCGUUGUUUCUAUCUACA